GUUGUCUACGCAAGGAAAGGAGGCUGUGUUGUUAUGGCGACUCGGAUUUAACGCAGUUUCUGAAGCGGCUCGGGUGCACUUACAGCAAUCGGGUUAUUUAAUAUUACCGAUUCCUGGAAGUAAACUAAUAUUCGUGUCAGAUUUCUGUGUUGACUGAAAAGGGCGAUAAAAGAAAGUAGUUUUUUUGGGGGUUGGGGGUGGGGGGUCACGGCACCGACACUUUGUUUACGGUCGCAGCAGGCCUAUACCAUCGGCAUGAUGUGAAUCGCUAUUGUCACAGAUUUCGAUCAUUCCCAUAUUGUCACCUAUAUAUAUAUAUACAUAUAUAUAUAUAUAUAUACAUACACGGUGUGAAGUAGUUUGUGAAAAUGAGUACAAAGCGUGCCUCGGAGUCGCAAUUUAACAGCGAGACCCAGAGUAAGAAAAGACAUAAAGCCAGUUUAGGGGCAGAGGAGGGUGGUUUUCCAGAUAUAAUAAUAGACUCUGGUGAUGAUGAUGACGGUGGACAGGUCGACUUCUGCACGUCCUUUUCCAGCAAAGAAGAUCUUGCGCGCACCUUUGAACACGCAGUUAAAGUAGCGGUGAAAUCAGUCAUGUCCGAAAUGACCAAGCUGGUGGAGAGCAAGUACCUUUUUUUUCAAGUCAGAUUGGACGGGAAAGAAAAAGACAUCGAAAGCCUGAAACUGCGAAUGGAAAAAGCCGAGGGUGAACUGAAAACGAUGCGCGAAUGUAUGAGCGCUGAUAAGGACGCGUCAAGCCGGGCUAUUGCUGUAAACCCCAGCCGACUGUCUGGAAAAGGAAACGCGAACACGCUGGAAACUCCUGCUUCAGCUCUCAGUAGAAAACUAAAGGACCCCGCCUCGGUGAACAGACCCCCUCCAUUUCAGAAACAGUACUCCGGGCAUGAUGUGAGUGCAGUGGCUGCUCCUGGCCAGAAUAAAGUGCAAAGCGCUCAGGUUUUAAUUCAGCCGGACAAAGCGGCAGCAAACCCGAAUUUAUUCACCAGAGUCCGGGACUGUGUGCAGAUUGCGAACUUCAGGAUAAGACACGAAGCGGGGGGCGAAGGAACAUUUAAAGGUGCUGGAGUGAAAACAGCUGAGCUGGAUCACCUGAAAGAUGAUGCUACAGUGGAAAAUCUUCACAUUAAACAUAACUGUGCUGACAUUACAAAGAAGGUUUCAGAACAGACUCUAGAUUCUCGAAAAAGAAAGACCUUUGUAGAUCCAGUGGAAUCCACGCAUUGUGUUGAGAUUCCAAAGGAGGUUACAAAGCAGGCCUGGACUUCAGUUACAGAGGCAGACCCUCAGCAGGGAUCAAGCCAAUACAGAGAGAGAGCCCCUGAAGCACAUUCUGCCUGUGUUAAAGGAGAGCCAGCUGGACUACAGACCGUCCACAUUAAGGAAGAGCCAGCUGGACUAGAGACUAUCCAAAUUAAAGAGGAAGUCCCUGAAUUUGAACCUGUUAACAUAAAAGAGGAGGCGACUGAACUGGACUCUCUUCAUAUCAUUGAGGUCCCGGAAGAUAAUGAAAGUGACCCAGUUAGACCAUAUGAAGACCAAAGACAAGUUGAAGAUGAUAGGACGGACAAAGCCACACAAAAACAGACUAAAUGGGCCAUUAAAAUCUUCAAAGAGUGGCUGGCCAAUGACAAAAAACCUACCACAUUUGAACACUUGCCAGACGAAGAAAUAAAUGACUUGCUCUACAGUUUUUAUCCAUCUGUCAAAAAACAAACCGGGGAACAUUUUGGCAAAUCCUCACUCACAGCACUGCGCCUGGGAAUUAAUCGGCAUCUGCACGACCCCCCAUACUCUAGGCAGCUGAGUCUCAUGACUGAUAGACCGUUUCUCACCUCAAACCAGAGGUUUCUGGGGCUCCUGAAACAGUUAGAAACGGAGAACAGAGGCAUGUUAAGUCACCAUGCCCCCCUUCAACCAGGAGAUUUUAAAAAACUCUUGGAGACGGGAGUCCUGGGUGUGGACAAUCCUCUCGCCCUGCAGCGCUAUGUCUGGAUGACACUGGCUUUGCACUUUGCUGUGCGUACAGCAGAACACCUCUACCGAAUGACAAAAAACACCUUUGCAAUAUCUGUGGAUAAAGCAGGGGUUCAAUACUUGCAUUUUUCCUGUAACCCCACGCAAACGAACAAUGAAGCCAGGAUGUAUGCACAGCCCGGCAAUCCGAUGUGUCCCCUGAAAGCCUAUCAAUUAUAUACGUCCAAGUUACAUCCAGCCAGAAAUUCCUUGUGGCAAAAGUCUAACAAACCUAAGUACUGGGGGCUAGGAUUAGACGUUUGGUAUGAGAAAGCUAAUCUGAGUCUCCCCAAGCUUGUCCGCAUGAUGACUGACAUCAGCAGAGAUGCCAAGCUGAACCGCAUCUACACAAACCACUGUCUAAAGGAGACGGCUGCUGUUAUUUUAAGUUCACAUGGGGUGGACAGGCAUCAUAUUAUGAGAAUAACAACGCAUAAAAAUGACUGUCGUGAUGGUAGCUUUGCUGGGCCCGCUGACUGUAACACCAGACGCAUCUUUAGCAGCAUCCUGAGUUCCUUGUUUGACGUGUCUAAUAUAGGAAAACAGGACAUUGCACCCAAACUGGCAGUGGCCCCAAACAAUACAGCCACACGAUUAGGCCAACAGGACCUAUAAUGGGACAAAACUAUUCUUUUCCAGGGCCUGACCCUUUUUGUAACUUGGCCCUUCCUGUUGAUGUAACAUUAUAACAUGACUGAAUCUGUUCAUUCUUAAAUUUGUGCUCAUGUGGUCUUCUAAAAUAACUGGGUCACUGGCACUACAAAACGUGACUGGAGAAAGCAGGUAUCAAGCAAAGCGUUUUACAGGCGGGCGUUCAUUUUAGAAGCAGGUCCACUUCAUUCCUGCCUGUGUUGUGAGGAUUUGCUAAUGUAGUGCUCAGGCAUUGUAGUUUAACACCCCUUUGGGUUCUGUAUGACAACUACAAUACCUUCAAUUAUACAAGAACCUGACGCUGGUAAUAAUGGCAGGAUUCAUAUAGUUUAUUCAUUGAUACUAGUAUAUGGGCAGUUGGAGGUUAGUAUAUAGAAACGACAUAAUGCUUUGUAACUCAAUAGUAUUAUUACCUGGUAACAUGCUACAGCAGUGCUACUAUCCUGUCUAUAUCAGCUGUACUAACCUUAAAGAGAGGAAUGGAAAAAACUAGAAGAAUCAGUAACCCAUUUAUAGGGUGCAGUUUUACCCCAAUGUUAGAGUCGUUCAACCCGCACAGUGCUUUAUGUACUAAAAUAUGAAAUAGGUGUUUUUAACAUGGAAAUAAAUAAUUGAACUGGGAUGGUGUGUGGACAAUGUUGAUUUCUGUAAUGAACGCUAGUUAUUUUCAUCCCAGCGUUUUAACUUUUUUUUUGGGGGGGGGGGGGGGAGAUAUGGGGAAAGGAAUAUAUAAACAGAGAUACAGGGAGUAUUAAUUCAUCUCAAGUCUUUUAAUGAUUUAAAUUAUGAUUCAAGCUAUUACUUCAAAUAAUUCAAACAAGGGAAAGUCAAAGCAUCACAGUGUAUAGAGCAGAAAAAGGCCAUUUUGACCCAGCUAUGCUGGUCUGGUUUAUCUCAAAAUGCUGUCAAAUUUAAAUGCUCCCAGUGAUUCAGCAUCAAUGUGACUACGUGUUUUUUUUCCUUAAUAGUAAAAGGACAGGUUCAGUUCUAAUUUAACAUGCUAACGGUGGCUUUAUUUUAACUGCUUAAUUGAACUGUAGAGCCCUAUAAUCCUAACUCUGAGUGCUCUACAUUUACUUUUCUCUUCAAUCAGAUUUUUGUCGACUCGCCUUGGACCGCAGCACAGCACAUAGAAACCUCUGGAUAUCUGAAGCCGACUCGAAGGUG
Polyodon spathula (Mississippi paddlefish) is the source of this 3851-nucleotide messenger RNA. RefSeq lists its product as uncharacterized. Gene Ontology annotation, molecular function: DNA binding. Lineage: Eukaryota; Metazoa; Chordata; Actinopteri; Acipenseriformes; Polyodontidae. The coding region runs from base 369 to 2648 and encodes 759 amino acids. The record is from RefSeq and is a predicted model, not a curated record. The transcript is spliced from 5 exons.